Puntigrus tetrazona (Sumatra barb) is the source of this 3703-nucleotide messenger RNA. Its product is annotated as 1-phosphatidylinositol 4,5-bisphosphate phosphodiesterase gamma-2-like. Gene Ontology annotation, biological process: phosphatidylinositol-mediated signaling; lipid metabolic process; positive regulation of epithelial cell migration. NCBI's taxonomy places the organism in Eukaryota, Metazoa, Chordata, Actinopteri, Cypriniformes, Cyprinidae. Gene Ontology annotation, molecular function: phosphatidylinositol-4,5-bisphosphate phospholipase C activity. The record is from RefSeq and is a predicted model, not a curated record.
CUAGAUUUGUGUCACAUGAGCGAUCAGUAACUGUUUUGAUCAACAUGGAGUGAAAAGCAAUCUGCUCCUUUACUCCGUGUGUGUCAGAUGCAGUGAUGGUGGAAGGCAGUGAUCUGACGGAGAAUGAGAGGAGACGGGUUAUUGAGCAUCUGCAGACGGGGACUGAGAUGAUGGUGUAUCAGCAGAGGGUUGAGAGACUCACUGUCCAGGUCAUUAGAGAGAGCACGCAGAUGGCCUUGAUCCGCUCUGACGACAAGAUAGUCCGAAUGUUGGACAUUUUUGAGUUCAAGGAGGUUCGCCAGUGGGAGACAUUCAGGGACUUCCAACAAUUUAAUGAAAGCAGGGGGAGUAGAUUUCGGAGAAUCUUUUACCAAUCUGAAAAAGAGCUUCAGCAGGACAGCAGAAAGUGUUUGACUAUCUUCUAUGGAUCUGAGUUUAUUUUAAAAUCGCUGAGCCUUAAAGCUGAUUCAGUGGAGGAUGCAGAAAGAUGGCUGACAGGACUGGAGUUACUCAGACAGAGACACCAGGCAACUCACACACCAGAGAUUGUAGAAAGUUGGCUGAGGAAGCAGAUGUACUCUGUUGAUCAAACAAAGAAAAACAGCAUCACCCUGAAAGAGCUGAAGUCUCUGUUGCCACAAAUGAACUUUAAAGUACCAGGUGGACGUUUUCUGGAGGACAAAUUUGUGGAGGUGGGAGCAAAUGAUUAUUCCCUGGACUUUCAGCAGUUUUCUAAAUUCUACAAUCUAUUAAUAUUUGAAAACCAGAAGAUGUUGCUAGAAGAGUUUGAAAAGGGGCCUGCGGCUUUUAAAAUAAGUAAUACUGAUAGUCCUGAAUCUUCUGUAGUUUCCCUCUAUGAUUUUCAUAACUUUCUGUUAUAUCGACAAAGGGAUACCUGCGCCAGAAAUGUUAACCAGGUUCAGGAGCUGAUGACCAUUUUCAUCGAAGACACCAUAAGGAAGACAAUAAAUCCAACACUUACUGUUGGAGAGUACAAGUUAGAGAUCUGUUUAUUCCUCAGUUUUCUCUUCUCCAAAGAGAACUCAAUCUGGGAUGAGAAGUUCUCAGAGAUUUGCCCACUGGACAUGAACAAUCCUCUUUCUCACUACUGGAUCAACUCUUCUCACAACACAUAUUUGACUGGAGAUCAGCUGUGCAGUGAUUCAUCGAUAGAAGCUUACGUGCGCUGCCUGAGGCUGGGGUGCCGCUGUAUUGAGUUGGACUGCUGGAAUGGUCCAGAAGAACCUGUCAUAUACCACGGACGGACCAUGACCUCCAAGAUAAAGUUUAAGGAUGUGGUGAAGGCCAUCAAUGAUCAUGCUUUUAUAACAUCUGAGUAUCCUGUGGUGCUGUCCUUAGAGCAACACUGUGAUAUCAAACAACAGAAAAUGAUGGCACAGAUCUUACAAGAUAUUUUCCAAGACAAGCUUCUGACCGAGCCGCUGGAACCAGAAGCAGAAGAUCUACCCUCACCAAACCAGCUGAAGGGCAAGAUCAUCAUUAAGCACCAGAAAAUAACAGAGAGCGAUCAAACAGUUAAGCUAGAAGAAGAAAGAGGAAACACAGCUGUGAAGAGAAAAUUAGACAGCUUCAAGAAAAUCGGAAACUCUUGCAGGGAGAAGAUAAGAAAAGCUAGAAACCGUGUAGUGGAGAAGGAAGGAGAGCUUUGCAUCUGGGAUCCAAUAGAUAAGAGGUUUUACAGGCAUGACUGUGUGAUCUCAGAUAAUAAGCUGUACUAUUCUGAAGAGAAGUGGAAGGAAGACAGUCCUGAGAGCGACUCAGAGCUGCACCUGUCAGAGCCCUGGUUUCAUGGAUUUCUGGCUGAAGGCAGAAUAACUGCAGAAAAACUCUUGCGCGAUUUCUGUCAAGGCAAGAAUGGAAAAGAUGGAACCUUCCUGGUGCGAGAGAGUGAAAAGUUAAUCAGAAACUACAAUAUCUCCUUGUGGACGAACGGGAGAAUUCAGCACUACAGAAUCUUCUGUUCCUCACAGAAUGGCCAGUGGUCUUUCUACUUGACAUGCAAGCAGCUCUUUCCGAGUAUGUGUGCUUUGAUAGAGUAUUACACACAAAACCUGAUCAAGUAUGAUGGAUUAAAUCUGCGCCUCAGCGGUUUCCUGCCUCGACUCAAUUUUGUGCCUCUCCGCCAUCUGGGGUGGUUUUACAGUAACCUGAGCCAAGCUGAAGCAGAAGACUAUCUCCUGAGGAUCCCUCGAGAUGGAGCCUUCCUAAUCAGACAAACAGAAAAGCCUGACACCUUUACCCUUUCCGUCAGAUUUGACGGGGAUGUCGAACAUUAUCUGAUUUACCAAUACAACAGCAAGUAUGUGUUGACAGACGCCUACGAGUUUGGCAGCCUUGAAGACCUGGUUAGCUGUUUUCGUCGUGAGCUUUUCUACGGCAAGACAAAGCUACGCUACCCCGUAACGCCACAGUUAGCGGCGUGCUUCUGUUUGGUGGAUCUCUCAAAGUAUGAUUAUGAGCAGUACAGUGAAGUUUCUAAAGACAAUCCUUUAGGCGACCAGUGUAAAGGUGUGGUGGACAUCUCAAAGUGUACUGUUGCUUGCAAAGCCAAACAUGCCAGGCCCCUCGUGGUGACCCUUUUAAACAGGGAGAGUUUUAAUCCAACCGAGUUCACUUGUGAGAACGUGGAGCAGGUGGAUGAAUGGUACCAGGCGCUUCUGAACAUCAUCCAAAACGAGCAGAGUUUGGAGAAAGCGAGAAUAGCAGAAAUGGAAUCCAAAACCAAAAUAGCUGUUCAGAUGUCAGAUAUGGUGAUAUACUGCCAAUCUAUCAAGAAAAGACUUUUGGUGCGUUCCGUUCGGAUAACAUGGUUCGAAGAGGGGAAUGAAACCGCGGUGGAGAAAUCAGACAGCAUUUUGGAGUAUAACCGCAAAGCGGUGACCCGUGUGUAUCCCUGCAGCGGGCGAGUUGAUUCCUCCAACUUUGAUCCUUGUCCUUCGUGGAAACUAGGCUGCCAAAUGGUGGCUCUUAACUUCCAAACUGCUGAUAAAUUCAUGCAGCUGAACGGCGCUCUCUUCAGUUUGAAUGGAGGCACGGGUUAUGUGCUUAAACCAGUGGAUACGAGAGAUCCAGCCAAGAAGAAACCUGCUAAGCAAAGCAUCAUAAUUCGAGUGAUGGCAGCCAGGCAUCUGCCCAAUCCAGACCACAUCGUCAGUCCUUUCGUGCAGGUUGAGCUGUGGCGUACACGGGGUCAAGCAGACGACUACAGUUUCAAGACUACCCUCUUUAAGGACAAUGGACUGAAUCCGGUGUGGCUGGGCCCAAUGAAUCCACCCAAAUGCUUUAAAAUAGACGAGCCAGACCUGGCCUUCCUGCGCUUUGUGGUUUUUGAGGAGGACACAUUCUCUGAUGCUAAGUUUCUUGCACAAGCCACUUUUCCGGUUAGAGGUGUUCGCUCAGGGUAUCGAUCUGUCCAGCUGAAGAACAGGUGCAGUGAAAACCUGGAGCUUUCGUCUCUUCUGGUGCACGUACAGCAGCUGGAGGUGUAAAGCAAACAGCCUUAACCACAAGGAAGUUGCAGACGUGUCAAUGUGGAUAUGGUGAAAAGGAGGACACUGUUUAGUCUUGGUCUGUUUUUUGUUUUUUUUUGCAAGCUACAUUCCAGAUUCUGGAUCAUAAAUUAUCAGGAACGCAGAGCAGUUACUGUGAUACUGAGAUCUAAAUAAACUGUAUAUAUAUUGCA